This is a messenger RNA of Gadus macrocephalus (Pacific cod), 2105 nucleotides long. RefSeq names its product UDP-GlcNAc:betaGal beta-1,3-N-acetylglucosaminyltransferase 9 (gene b3gnt9). Bases 24 to 1487 code for a protein of 487 amino acids. The record is from RefSeq and is a predicted model, not a curated record. NCBI's taxonomy places the organism in Eukaryota, Metazoa, Chordata, Actinopteri, Gadiformes, Gadidae. Gene Ontology annotation, molecular function: hexosyltransferase activity. Gene Ontology annotation, cellular component: membrane. The transcript is spliced from 6 exons.
CUUCAGAAAAGGUACCAAGGGGGAUGAUGAUGAGGAAGGUUAGGGUGCUGAGGAAGAUCUUUCACGUCCAAAGAGACGUGAUGUUCACCAUGGUGUUGCUGCUGUUCUUCUGCCUGCUGCUCUACACUCAACAGGUUCUGCUCCAGUCGGGCUGGGACAGAACAGUGUGGCGUCUGGAGAUCGAGGGCUCCACCAGCUCCAGCCGGGUUCUGCUGGGAGCGGUGAGGACCAGAACCGGCUCCGGGUCUCAAGUAGCUCAUGCAGGCCCGGAGGUCCCCGCCUGCAAGACCCAGCCCGAAGCCAGAGCCCGGCAACCUGACCCCAAGCGGAAGGUCAAACCCAGUCAGGCGCCACUCGCCAAAACUAAAAGGAAACGCAAAGGGCUGCGGGGGAGAGUCACUCCGACAAAUAACUCGGGUGACGUAAAGCCGACGAUGCCGCCGUUUGACUUUGAGGCUUACCUGAGGGAGAAGGACAACCGAGACUUCGGGCUGCGCAUCGAUCAGCCUCAGAAAUGCAUGAUGGGAGAGGGAGAGCCCGACGGACCCUACAUGCUCAUUGCAGUCAAAUCUGUCGCCGCAGACUUUGACAAGCGCCAGGUGGUGCGUCAGACGUGGGGUCGGGAGAGGCCGUCCCAGCACGGCGUCACCCUCCGUACGGUGUUCCUCCUGGGGGUACCCCGGAACCAGAGCGCCCUGCCCCUGUGGGACCGCCUGCUGCUCUACGAGAGCAACGCCUACAAGGACAUCCUGCUCUGGGACUUUGAGGACACCUUCUUCAACCUGACGCUGAAGGAAACUCAUUUCCUCCAGUGGGUCAAUAGCAGCUGCCCACGUGUCAGGUUCAUCUUCAAGGGCGACGCGGACGUCUACGUGAACAUCGAGAACAUCCUGGAGAUGUUGCAGGAUAAAGACGCCGGCGAGGAUCUGUUUAUCGGUGACAUCAUCGUCCACGCCAAGCCCAUCCGCAAGCGCACCUCCAAGUACUACGUGCCCGAGUUUAUGUACGGCGGCGGCUUGUACCCGUCCUACGCCGGAGGGGGCGGGUUCGUCAUGUCGGGCCACACGGCCCGCAGACUCAGCGCUGCGUGUCAACAGGUGGAGUUGUUCCCCAUCGACGACGUCUUCUUAGGGAUGUGUCUCCAGCGCAUCGCCGUCAAGCCCUACCCCCACAAGGGGUUCCGGACGUUUGGCAUCCCCCGGCCGUCCGCCGCGCCCCACCUCCAGACCUUUGACCCCUGCUUCUACAGGGACCUCAUGGUGGUCCACAGCCUCACUCCUCCCCAGAUCUGGCUCAUGUGGAACCUCCUCCACGAUCCCCACCUCCGCUGCCACACCGGGGGGACUCCCUCGACGGGAACCUUCCGGUGGAGCGACGGUGGAGCUGGAGGAAGAGCUGGAGGAAGAGCGGCAACAGUAGACCCAGAGGAGGGAGAGGAAUUACAGACUACAGACUAUGGAUUGGAGGAUGUGUUUGUGAAGCAUUAGUCUGUUUUGGGGGGGGGGGGGGGGGGGGGUCUGAGUGGGAGCUAGGUCGACAUCUUUAAAGCAGGCCUUUAAACUGCUUUAAGUUACGAGUCAGGUGAAUGUUUUUCCUUUUUGAAACUGACAAGAGACAUGGUUAUUUGGGUUUAUUUAGGCUAGUCUUAAUGGGGACAAGCACACUGAUUUAAGAAUGUGAAAACAAACUCUGCAGGUUAUGAGUGCAAUUAUAUUUUCUGUCUUGUGUUAUUGUUUUAAAUGACAAUGCAGCCAUGUGAGGAAAGCAAUGGACAAAUAAUUAUAACAUGUUGAGCAAAGUUUAAGUGUUUCCUACCCACAGCAGAACAGAGACAAUAGACUGCAUGGACCCUACAUCCCUGAAGUGGGUUCCUGUUGUACUUGCACAUAAAAGUUAUGAGUUCUGUCUUGAAAGACACAUUCCUCAUCUCUGCAUCUGAGCUGUCUGUCUGCACAUGGACUCUUCUCUUUAUUGGAUUUCUUAAAUGAGGACCAGGAGUACCCUGGGCAGAAAGUGCUUUGAUUUUGAUUCAAACUUAUUUCCUCCUUCAAGAAGGGCUUCCUGUUCUCUCACACAAAUCGUGCCAUAAAAGGAUUUUUAUUGUC